Molecule: messenger RNA, 596 nt
Organism: Rhizophagus irregularis DAOM 181602=DAOM 197198
Lineage: Eukaryota; Fungi; Glomeromycota; Glomeromycetes; Glomerales; Glomeraceae
Source: RefSeq, a predicted model, not a curated record
AGCGCGGGUCCUUUCAGCUCUUUUCGUGCGAUACUUUUCGAUUUAAUAUAUACAUUCUCUUAAAUUUUUUUUUUAAAACUGUAAUUGCUCUUAUAAUCGCGCCACAUUAAUUCCAUAUACUUUACUCAUCAAAUUUAUCUCGUUUAUAAAAAAUGAUUUCUUUAUCAAAUUCAAUUCGUUUUAGUUUUAUUACUUUAAUUUCGUCGUUACUUCUUACGGUACCAUUAAGUCAUGCGUAUAGUUCGCCGGACGAAAAUUCUCUUGGUUCUAAGUCCGAUUUUUAUGUCGUGACGAUUAUUCCUUUAACCUUGAACGCAUUGAAUUUGCUUGGAAGUCUUUAUAUAUUUUACCGUAAGUAAUUUGUUUAAUUUGAAUUUGAUCUUAAUUAUUAUUUGCGGUAAAAAUUGACAACCAGAAAAAUAAACUUAAAGGCACGUAUUUACGAUGGAAAUUUGAUUAUGAUAAAAUUACUUUAUUAUCGGUUAGAUUUCCAUUUUACAUAGCAAUUACGGGUAAAUAUUAAAUAAUUUAUUUGUGUAAUAUAUGAUAUACGUGUAAAUAUAUAAUAUUUAACUUUUAUCUUUAUGAUAUUUAGA